CAAAAACUCAAAGGAGAAAAAGAAACGACUGAACACUCUCCAUAGCCUAACGAUGUUCAAGAAAAGGCAUCAUUUCUUGAUCAUUAGAAUGGCGUCUUCUUGGCUCGCGUCGGCAAUCAUUGUGUCCCUCAUGGCUCCGCCUUCGCAAUCUCUCUCUUCCGAGCUCAGUUCGGGGACCCCCGCCACCACCGCGAUCUCGUCCUCGCCGCCGCUGCCAUCGGACCCUCUCGUGCCUCCUUUCCAAGAGCUCUCCCCGGACAUCGCCCCUCUUCUGCCCUCCCCGGGGGGCGCCGCGCCGGCCUCCGGCAGCUCCUCCUCCGUGCCCACCAUCCCCUCCAACCCGAGCCCGCCGAACCCGGACGACGCCCCUCUCGGCCCGGGCUCCGCAGUGGCGCCGGAGGACCCGUUGAUGGCUUCCUCAGCAAUUCGCACAAAGCCAAUUGAAGCCAAGAACGCGGUUGCAUUUCCUAUGUGGGCAGCAUUUUGGGCAAUGCAGCUUCUGGAAAUGUGAGCUUCUUUUUCCUCUUUUUGGGUAAUUACUAGGAAAAUUAAAUUUAUAUGGGUAUGGUAGCUGCUCAACGAAAGCGAUCACAUUCAUCAUUCUACGAUGUAAUUCUGAUUUUGUAUACAUUCACACUCUCUCUCGUGCAGUAA
Molecule: messenger RNA, 654 nt
Organism: Rhodamnia argentea
Lineage: Eukaryota; Viridiplantae; Streptophyta; Magnoliopsida; Myrtales; Myrtaceae
Product: classical arabinogalactan protein 27-like
Exons: 1
Coding region: 53-511 (152 amino acids)
Source: RefSeq, a predicted model, not a curated record